GCGAUACAUCUCGCAUAUAUUUAUCAGCAUAUCCCCAUUUGAUUAGUUUGUAAAAUGUCUUCAAGUCAUCGGUAUAUAUUUUUGGUUGUGACCUACGAGCCCCCCUCCUCACGGAACGCAGUGGUACAUUCCAGAUGACAGCUCGAUUAGAGCUAGCCUUCAUGUCCGAGCAUCAGCAGAUUGUCAGAGUCGCGGAAAGGAACGAUUUACUGAAGAUCUCCUCGCUUUAUUUGUGCCCUUAUAGUCUAAUUUCACACUAUUAGUCACCAACAUGUCUGCUCCGAAGAAGGGAGACUUGUCUUCAAGUGAAAAAGAGUUAUUUGAGGUUAUCACGGCAGGAAAUGUUCAAGAGGCCUCAAGGCUGCUGGGCUGUAAGGAUGUGCGAGUCAACUGUCUGGAUGAGUACGGGAUGACCCCUCUCAUGCACGCUGCUUACAAAGGUAAAGCUGACAUGUGCAGGUUGCUGCUACAACACGGAGCAGAUGUGAACUGCAAUCAACAUGAGCAUGGAUACACAGCGCUGAUGUUUGCUGGCCUGUCAGGAAAGACUGAUAUCACGUGGAUGAUGCUGGACGCGGGGGCAGAGACAGACGUGGUUAAUUCUGUUGGGAGGACUGCUGCACAGAUGGCCGCCUUUGUUGGGCAACACGACUGUGUCACUGUGAUCAACAACUUCUUCUCCCGUGCCAGACUAGAUUAUUACACCAGGCCUCAGGGUCUGGAGAAGGAACCCAAGCUGCCGCCCAAACUGGCCGGACCUCUUCACAAAGUCAUCAUGAGCACCAACCUGAACCCCGUCAAGAUGGUGAUGCUGGUGAAGGAGAACCCCCUGCUGGCGGAGGCCGAGGCUUUGGAGAAGUGCCGGCGGGUGAUGGAGCUCAUCUGUGAGAAGUGCAUUAAGCAGCAGGACAUGAACGAAGUGCUCGCCAUGAAGAUGCAUUACAUAAGCUGUGUGCUGAGAAAGUGUGCCUCCUUCCUCAAAGACCGAGAGGACAAACUGGACGGCCUCAUCAAGAGUCUGCUGAAAGGUCGAGACAGCGAUGGCUUCCCCGUGUUUCAGGAGAAGUUUAUCAGAGAGUGCAUCCGCAAGUUUCCUUACUGUGACGCCACUCUGCUGCAGCAGCUGGUGCGGAGUAUCGCUCCUGUGGAGAUUGGCAACGACCCCACAGCUCUGUCCGUGCUGACUCAGGCCAUCACGGGUCAGGUCGGCUUCAUGGACGCAGAGUUUUGCACCUCCUGUGGAGAGAAGGGAGCCGAGAAGAGAUGCUCCGUCUGUAAAAUGGUGAUCUACUGUGACCAAGCCUGCCAGAAGAUGCACUGGUUCACUCACAAGAAAGUCUGUAAGAGUCUGCAGGAGCAGAGAGAGAAGCAGGAGGCAGAAACAGCCAAACUGAGGAUGCAGCAGAGCAAAGAGGAGAGUGACGCUGUGCAGGAGGCGGCAGCCUCCUUGCAGGAGCUCUCAGUGGAGUCCAACAGUGACGUCGCUCCUUCAGACUCUGCAGCAGAAACAUCUAACUCCACUCCCGUCACAGCUGCUGACAACUGAACAACACCAGGAUCUGCAGACCACAGACAGAGCAGACCGGCAGUGAGACUGAAAGCCAGACAUGGACUGUGUCCAGCCGGAGGAAAAAAAAACAUAUUUAUUACCGACGCGAGACCGUCACAGAGGCAGGGAGACACUAAAGCGUUGGAGGGAGGUUCUUGCUACCACGCUCAUGUUUUUGUCUUUUUUUUUAAAAAAUACGUUAAUUUUUUCAGAUGAUAUUGUCGUAUGUGAAUGUGAAAAAAUAAAUUGCGUAGGCUGAUGUGUUUGUGGUAGAGGUCACUGGGAGGAAUUGUGGGUAACGGAUGAGAUGAGCUAACGGUUCACAUCGACGAUGGAACGUAAUUCUGCCUUAAGAAACUGUAGCAAGCCGAGCGGGAGGGAAGUGACUGUGUAGCCAAUCAGAGCUGUCGUUUGUUUGCUUGCAAUAUACUUGACUCGUUAUUGGGACGUUUGUUUUGUACUGAUGAACUUGUGGCAGGGGGCGAGUGGAAAGCAUGGCUGCACAAUAAUGACCAAAAAUGUAUAUUUUUUAAAUAUAAACAAACAUGAACAUGAAUUUAUUAUAAGUGUAUCAUGAAAAGAUGAUGUUAAACACUCAGGAUUUUACAAA
Messenger RNA from Acanthopagrus latus (yellowfin seabream), 2159 nucleotides. It is a transcript of the gene ankmy2a, whose product is annotated as ankyrin repeat and MYND domain containing 2a. The record is from RefSeq and is a predicted model, not a curated record. Gene Ontology annotation, molecular function: protein binding. NCBI's taxonomy places the organism in Eukaryota, Metazoa, Chordata, Actinopteri, Spariformes, Sparidae. The transcript is spliced from 10 exons. Bases 272 to 1546 code for a protein of 424 amino acids.